AUGUUAAGACAAUUAGUUGUAAAGAAUAGCUAUUCAAAUAUAUUAAAUAGUGGUGCAAUAAAAGCAAUUUUGAACUACACUACUUUUAAUAGUGUAAAUCAUGCAUAUCGAUUUAGAGCAUACUGCUCGAUUGCACCACCUCCCUAUAAAGUAUUAUUCUUUGGCACUGAUCAAGUAUCAAUUAAUACAUUGACUCUAUUACAUGAGAAUAACAAGAUAAAGAAUAAUAAUAAUAAUAACAAUGCAGACACAUCAAUAUCGACAAACAAUAGUAAUAACAAAUUAGUUGUUGAUGAACUUGAGGUAGUUUGCCCAGACAACAAGAAUGAAUUAGUUUAUCAAUAUGCAAAAAGUAAUAAUAUUCCUAUGUAUCAUCCUGAUAAAGAGAAUGGAAUGAAAGGUUUCAAAGUUCCAUUGUCUUCGAAAUCAAACCAACCAUUUGACAUUGCAAUUGUUGUAUCAUUCGGUUAUUUUAUACCCAAAUCAGUACUUUCAUCUUUCAAGUAUGGUGGAAUCAAUAUGCAUCCGUCACUAUUACCUAGACAUAGAGGACCUGCACCUAUACAUCACACCUUGCUCUCUGGUGAUAAAGAAACAGGAAUAUCAAUUAUAACACUGGACCCAAAGAAAUUCGAUGUUGGUGAUAUUUUAUUACAAACAAGACAAAAAAUAAGACCAGAUAUAUUAUAUUUAGAGUUAACCAAUAAGUUGACAACCAAUGGUGCUGCUAUGGUAAUCAAAACAUUGGAGCAAUUUGUUGAGAUGUCAAAGAAUGCCGUUGCACAGAGUGAAGUUGGUGCAACGAAAGCACCAAAAGUCAAUAGACAACAGAGUAAAAUCGAAUGGUCACAACACGAUUGCGCUACCAUUUGGAAUAUGUAUAGAGCGUUCAGCGAUACCAUCGGUGUCUCUACAACUGUCUAUAGUAAAAAGUAUAAGAAUUGGAAGCGUCUAAAGAUAACAGGUAUGCUCGCACCACCAGGUGCUGGUGUCGACCCAGUUGCCAACUCCAAACUCUACUCUUCACUCAACGAAGAUCUAAAGCAGCUGAGUGGCGCUGAACCUUAUGGAACCUAUUUCCUCGGAACCAACAAGCUGAUGUGGAUCAAAGCAAAAGAUGGUUGGAUCGGAGUCUCAAAGAUCUACGAAGACGGAAAGAAGAAUGAUGUUCAAGCUCACGAGUUUCUCUUUGGCAAAGCUGUAGUUUCACCAACGAAAAGCAACAACAGCAUUGCUGAAAAGAUUGAAAUACCUACAACACAAGUAUUUGUUUAA
Messenger RNA from Heterostelium album PN500, 1275 nucleotides. RefSeq names its product methionyl-tRNA formyltransferase. The record is from RefSeq and is a predicted model, not a curated record. Gene Ontology annotation, cellular component: mitochondrion. The coding region runs from base 1 to 1275 and encodes 424 amino acids. The transcript is spliced from 4 exons. Gene Ontology annotation, biological process: conversion of methionyl-tRNA to N-formyl-methionyl-tRNA; biosynthetic process. Gene Ontology annotation, molecular function: methionyl-tRNA formyltransferase activity. NCBI's taxonomy places the organism in Eukaryota, Evosea, Eumycetozoa, Acytosteliales, Acytosteliaceae.